This is a messenger RNA of Thamnophis elegans (Western terrestrial garter snake), 3697 nucleotides long. RefSeq names its product nucleolar protein 7 (gene NOL7). The transcript has 8 exons. Gene Ontology annotation, cellular component: nucleus. The record is from RefSeq and is a predicted model, not a curated record. The coding region runs from base 38 to 670 and encodes 210 amino acids. NCBI's taxonomy places the organism in Eukaryota, Metazoa, Chordata, Lepidosauria, Squamata, Natricidae. Gene Ontology annotation, molecular function: RNA binding.
UAAGAGUUCGAGGUUAACCGGAAGUUAAGUUAGCAAGAUGGCGGCGCGCAGUGGUGGUGCUGAGGCGAUGGAGCCCUUUUCCGACGGAGAAGAAAGCGACGAGGCCCCAGAGGAGGUGACCUUCGAGAGGGCGCGGGAGGCGGCUGCGGAGGAGCGCCGGUUGGCGGGGGAGCGGGCCCGCAGAGAAAAGGCCAUAUUGAAAGAAAAGAGACGACAUAGAGAAGAACUAUUUAAGGAACAAAAGAAAAGAAAGCUGCUUCCUGAAAAUGUCUUGGAGGAGUUGGCAUCCACACAGAACAGCACCAAUUCGACAUCUGAGGACCAAGAUCAGAAUGUUGAAGAUGAAGUUGAAAAUCAAGACGAUUCAGAAAAAGAGAGUGAAGAGGACAUUUUAGCAACCAGAUGCCCCCCAAAUUACAUGGCUGUACGGUUAGAAGACCAGGAGCUAACCGAUCAACAGCAACAGGAUGCCAAAAACUUUAUACAGAAACAUCUUUAUGGAGCAAGCUGCAAUCGAACUACUGCAAAUCAAUAUUUUUCGGUUGGAAACAAGAAAAAUGCAGUUAAAAGAGCUGCGAUCCAGUUUGUGAAUAAAUCUUGGGGUAAAGUAAAAAAAGAAAAAGCUACUCGAUUUACAAAACAUUGGGUAUCUUCAAAAGUAAUUCCCUGAAAUAUUUUGCUGUUGCUUAUGUACAAUAUCAUUGCAAAAUAUCUUGUAUUUAAAUUAUGUAAUGUCCUUGCUAUUGUUUAUAUAUUAACAUUUUUAUGAUUUAUGUUUUCUUUUAAACUUUGCAGAGAAUUAAAAAGUAUAACCUUCUGGAAAAUAAUUAGGGUCUUGCAAUGGUAUGUUCCAACUAAAAGUAAUUUUAUCUGGGUCUUUUGAAUUCAGUUGAAAUAAGGUUUGAUUGAAUGAGAAAUCAGUUUCCUAAAUAUUUUGAUACUCUUUUUGCUAAAAUAAUUUUUAACAAAAAUGAUUUUUAACUCUCCAACAUAUGUAACUUGACUUACUACUGUACCCACGAUGUGUUUUUUGAAAGUACAUUCCAGCUGUAAAAAGAAGAUCUAUCUUGAAAUAAUUUGUAUAUAGGUUUGCAAAAAUGGGAAAUAUUAAUAAAACAUAAAACAUUGAAUCUGGUUUGCCUGAAAAUAAUUCCAUGGAAUUAGUAUAUGUUCCAACAAGCAGCUUGUUCCCCUACCUGAUACUUAGAUGCCUAUGGGAGCCACAAGCAAGAUGUGAAUCAGUAGGAAUACCUAAUUCAUUAACUGCCUAUCCCUGGUUUAUUAGGGUAAGAGGCGUAGCCAAAUAGUCCAAUACAAGAAGCCUUAUAGCAGAAUAAGAAUACUUAUAGCAGACAACGGUAUAAUUCUAAUCCACUCCUGAAUUUUUUCAGGAGUCAACUCCAAAGUAGGUCCAAAGAAGAAAUCAGGUUGUCAGGAAAUUUAUUUCCUAUUUGGCUCCUUUCCAGUAAAAAAAGUUAAACUUGGAUGCUGAUCUUCUUCAUUGAAAUGGAUUUUAUACUGAUCAGAAAUAACUGUAAAAAUUGAGCUAUUCGGGAACAGGUAUCCAGUAUGCCUAUGUGGACUACUAUUCCUAAGAGUUUAAGUAAUUGAGCAAGCCUUUUUUUUCUCUGUCUUUUGUCUCUUGAUGGGGUAAUCCCAUAAUUCUUGUAGUCCAGAUCUAUGCAUCUCGAUCAGAAUCCUGGUUAGAAUUAGGUAAUGGAAGAUGGCUCCCCUAAGAUCUCAGUAUUAUUCCCUGACAUCACUGGAUUAUAUUAAUUUGGCUUUUUACUCAAAUUCUGUUGUUCUCCCUAUUCCUCCAUGGGAAUUGGGAUAACAGCUGGCAUUAAGAGACACACUUGCUGACUCAGCAACCACAUAAAUUUUAUCUGUCACUAAUCUGAUGCUUCAGGUCUCUUAGCAGUGGUGUAUUCAUCACACUGUGUCUGGAGCCAUCCUUUUUCCUCCCCAUAUGAGAGUCUUCUCGACAGAGCUGUUUUAUUCCAAAAUAGGAUCACUGGAGCCUGGUCAAUUGGCGCCUCAAGUGAGAAGUCUGAGUUGAUUUGUUUGUUUGUUUUUUGGCUGUCCACGGUAUUCUCAAGAGUUUUCUCCAACAACCAAAGUUCAAAAGCUUCCUAUCCUACUUUUCAAAGAACAAAGAUACUUACUUGGGAAGCUAAUAUAUUUUAACUCUAGUGGUUAUUGCAUUCAAGGGUCACCACAUAAUCCCUUCGAAUAUGGAGACUCAGUAGAUUGACUUUGCAGAAACUGAAGCCUUGCAGCUUUAUAUCUGUAGCUAUAGCUAAGGAGUAGGCUGAGUAACAAAUGGGCUGUUCAAUACUGACAAUGAUGGGUGGCUAAAUCUUCACCUUGCAUAUUCUGCUUAUUGCAGCCUUGGGGAUGUUCCACUCUGCUACUGAUGAUGCACUUUUCAUUAGAUUUUUUUAAAAAAAAUUGCUUGGAGACAUACGAGACUUACACUGUCCUUCUCAUUCUAUGAAUAGACCUGAGAUAGUGUGCUGUUAAAUUACUGCUAGUAGUAACCCUUCUUUACAAAACCGAGCAUAAUAUAGGUAACACAAUCUUGCUCAAGUGGGGCCUUAAUCCAUAAUUUUCAGCAGGAGCUAAUGUUGCCCAUGAGCCAUGCCAACAAACCUGUCAGGUCAGAAAAGCAAAUGGUUAAGAGCAUGGUACAGUGAGACCAAAAGGCUUUACCAAAUAAAAGCAUCAACAAUUGUUUAUAAAAUUGGACCAUUUUGCCCAAUAUAAGUUCUUUACUCAAUAAUUCAGGAAUGUUUCCUUGCCACUACAUUAAGAGGCACAGGUAGAUUAUUGCAAGAUCUCUUCUGGUGAAAGCAUAAAACUGUCCUAGUUUAAUAUCUGAAAGAACUAUUAACACUACUAUUUUCAUUCCCUUCAGACAAAAAAAUGAAGCAAAUGCAUGCAUUUGGAUUCUGUCCUAUUAUAGGAUAAGAUCAAGUUUUGUAUAACAUCCAAUCUUGCUACCUUUUAAUGUCCAAUACGAAACAAACGUUCACUCUUAUAUAGACCCCCUGUUGCAUAAUGUAUAGGAUAAGUAUAGGGCCCGACCUAUGAGAAUCAUAUUUUGGGUAUCCAUUGCCUGCAUUUAUUAACACUUGGUAUAGGUAAACAUUCUGCUAACCACUUACAUAACUAUUUCUGUUUUUAUAUCAGUUAUAUAUACUUAUAAAAAGCAAAAGUUAACCACAAUAAUUCAGGGCACUUAAUUUAGUUGCAUCAGCCUUAAAUCAUAACAGGAUUUUGGUCCAGGAUAUGUGACUUGAUGUAGCAAUAAUACUUUAAAGGUGAAAGAUUUAUAUGAUCUGAAGAGAAACCAGAGUGUUUAAAUUUAAAUAUUUAAAUUUUAUCUACUUGAAUCCCAAAUACAACACAAGCAGAAAAAUAAGGUAGCAAUCCUACCAUAUGUAAGUAUUUAAUGGCUGAUUAAUUAUGGUAUCACUACAUUUUAUUGCAAUAGAGUACUCAUUUAAGCACUUUUUAAAAUGCAGGGUGUACAAAGAUUAAAUUAAGACUGAAAUUGACUAAAUAUUUGGUUUUUAUAUAAAUAGGCCAUAACCACACUGUGUUGACAUGUAAUACUGUUAUGAUACAACAGUUAAACAGGUGAGUCUACAACAUAAGUUGUUUGCAGUUAAACAGGAAACAGAGCUGAAACGAC